AUGAUCCUCUCCCUAGCUGCAGCCAUGAGCAGUGGUGGCCUUCCCCAGAACACUACUUCCUCUGCAACCUUUGAUCCCUCAUCCCUGGACCCCUGGCUUGACCCUUACCCUGACCUCCCUGGGGUCAACUCCUCCUCCGCAGUCCCCGUCCGCACCUCCACAUCUGACCUUGAUCUACGACCUCUGACCUCACCCCAGGAUGUCAGCCCAUGGGACGUGGCAUUAUGUGUCACAGGAACCCUCAUCUCCUGUGAGAAUGCUCUGGUCAUUGCUGUCCUGUUCUACACGCCGACCCUUCGAGCUCCUAUGUUCAUCCUGAUUGGUUCGCUGGCGUUCGCCGACCUCCUGGCGGGUCUCGGACUCAUCCUAAACUUUGUCUUCAUCUAUCUGGUCAAGGGAGAGGUCGUGACCUUGGUUUCCACGGGGAUACUUAUCGUGGCGUUCUCUGCGUCCAUUUUGAAUAUCCUGGCGAUCACUGUGGACAGGUACCUGUCGCUGUACAACGCGUUGACCUAUCACACCGAACGGACUGUCCUCUUCACGUACCUGGUAAUAGGGCUCAUCUGGUUGGUGGGUCUGAUCCUUGGAGUCCUCCCUGCCCUCGGGUGGAACUGUCUAGACGACGAAACGACUUGUAGCGUAUGCAGGCCAGUCACGAAAUCCAACGCCGUUGCACUCGCCGUCUUCUUCCUAUUGGUCUUCGCAGUCAUGAUGCAACUCUACCUGCAGAUCUGUAGGAUUGCGUUCCGACAUGCUCAGCAAAUCGCAGUCCAACAUCAAUUCAUCGCUAUUUCCACGACCAAAGGAGUCCAGACACUCUCUGUGAUUCUCUGCGCUUUCGCUAUGUGUUGGUUGCCAUUCGCAAUGUAUUCUAUAGUGGCGGACUCGAGUUAUCCUAUAAUAUAUACAUACGCCACUGUGCUGCCGGCGGCGUGUAAUUCAGUUAUAAAUCCAAUUAUAUACGCUUUCAGGAACCCGGAUAUACAGAAGGGGUUGUGGUUGGCAUGCUGUGGGUGUGUCCCGUCAAAUUUGAGUCUCAGACCGAGGGCGAGGACCUCCAGUGAUGUAUAGGGAACCUGAACAUACACAAAGUUUGAUUACCUGGCCCAGAGCGUGUUG
Molecule: messenger RNA, 1119 nt
Organism: Oncorhynchus masou masou (cherry salmon)
Lineage: Eukaryota; Metazoa; Chordata; Actinopteri; Salmoniformes; Salmonidae
Gene: gpr185b
Product: G protein-coupled receptor 185 b
Exons: 3
Coding region: 1-1071 (356 amino acids)
Biological process (GO): adenylate cyclase-activating G protein-coupled receptor signaling pathway; regulation of metabolic process
Cellular component (GO): plasma membrane; cytoplasm
Molecular function (GO): G protein-coupled receptor activity
Source: RefSeq, a predicted model, not a curated record